This is a messenger RNA of Linepithema humile (Argentine ant), 2271 nucleotides long. The record is from RefSeq and is a predicted model, not a curated record. Lineage: Eukaryota; Metazoa; Arthropoda; Insecta; Hymenoptera; Formicidae.
UUAUAUGUUUUACAGAUUUGCUAUAAUGCCUCUUCUUCUUUCCCUCUCUUUUUCUCUCGCUCGCGAAAUUGUUAUAUUAUCAUACAUUCGCAUUAGUUCUUAUCGCUCUUCUUGAUAACUGUUAGGUAGGUUUGAAUGCUGUCAAUAUUUACGUUCAAAUAGAAAAACUGUACGUCUCUUUCUUCGACCACUUCCAUCAGGCACUGUUCGACGAAAUAAUGUACACAUCGUCUUUAGUUAAACACGUUCUACCGUACAGAUCAGACACAAUGUCUUUGGAAUUAAGGGCUAGAGAAUUCUUUUGGAUUCAAGAAUUUUAUGCAAAAAAGAAAUCUAACCACAAUUUUCAAGUGGAAUGUCAAAUUUGCGAACAUGAUAUUAAAUACGCGUCAGUUGAUAAGUUUAAGAAACACAUGUCUGUUAUGCAUCAAGAUAAACUUAUAAUGGAAUGGGAUAUGCAACAUAAGCAUGAUGUGUGGAAAUAUUUUUACUUAACAAGAGAUGGAAAAUCAAGAUGUAUUGUAUGUAAAAUUGUGAUAUCUACAGGAUGGUCGACGCAUUUAUUACAGAAUCACUUAUCGACAAAUCAUGAGGACAAAGAUCUAAAGCCCUAUAGAUCACAAGAUUGGGCUUGGAAAUACAUCAACGCAGAAGAAAGUAAUAAUUUUUUUGGAAAAUGUAAGCUUUGUGACACAAAAAUGAGGUUUCCGUUGAUGCUCGAAAAUUUAAGAGAUCACCUCCGAAUACAUAAUUUAGAGAAACCCAUUAAACGAAACGUACCGAUGUUGGAAGAAAACUUUAAACAAUCGUUUUUGAUGGACAGCUUUUAUGUAAUAGCUGAAGAGGAUUUUCGAGUAAAAUGUAAGCAUUGUUUAAACCAGUUUUUAUAUGUCUCCAUCGAGACGAUUGAGGAGCACAUGAGCAAGCAUAAAGAUAUUUCCGAUUAUGAAAACUAUAUGAAGACGACGGAAGAAAGAAAAAUAGGCUGGAAAGGUAUGAGGUUCAUAGAUGAUAAUGCAGGUGAAAUAGAAUGUAUGGUAUGUCAUACAAUUUUGGCAAAUAAAUUAUGCAUAAACGAUCAUGAGAAACUACAUUCUACGAAGCUGCUCCGUUAUCAUACUUAUUGGGGAUUUAAAUACAUGAGACAAUUAGGAGAUUUGGCUAAAUGUACGAUUUGUGAAGAAAAUGUAAUACUUCUGUGGGAUGCGAGCCAUUUACGAAGUCACAUGUCAGAACAUCAUGCAAAGGAAGUUGAAGAAUUAUGUCGAGCAUUUGAAUCGUCACCGUCAUGCACUGUACUUUAAAAAAAAAAUAAACAUUUAUCUGUAUAGAGUUCGACACAAUUGCAAAUGAUGGUAGCGACUUUUUUAAGGAGCAUCUCGUGACCAGCAAUAACGGCAGAUUUGACUUUGACCGAAGUGAUUUCAAAUACAUGAAGACAUUGGCAUAUAAUUUGACUUAUUUGUCGCAUAUCAGUUUUAUGUUUAUAAAUAUAUAAAAUUUAUAAAGUUAGAUAUAUUUAUAAUUUAAAUGCAAUUUUUUUAAUUUAUAAAAUUCGAAACUAUAUUCAUAAUUUUAAACAAUAUUUAUAAUCUUAAAACAAGAUAUGCUUCAAAUUACGCUUUAAAGUAAAAAACUGUGUAUAUGCAUUUAUAAAAAGUAAAUCGACUUUAUUAUUACAACAUAACAUAAAAUAACGAUUUUUUUAUAGCGACGAAUUUUCGAGUGAUGUACUUAGUACAUACAUAAUAAAAAUAACAAAAAUCAGAUCAUUAGUAUUUGUUCGAAAAGUAUCGAAUCGUAUGCUUAAAAUACAUACAAUGCCUACGUCACUCGCUAUUUGAAGAAAGAACUGUUUGCUAUUAUAUAUUUUCAAUUGGACUUGAAAAUAUUACUUAUUUGUACAAUAUUUACAUGAAAAAUGUAGAUAUCAGAACCUUUAGCGAAACAAACAGGACCAUAUUAGGAAAGAAGUGGAGGAUUAUGUAUUUCGCAGUUGGGCAUAGAAGUAUUGCUUUUUUGUGCACAAGAAGACGGUAUUUCCAAAUCCAUGUACGAAAUGUAUAUUCCUUUAGUUUCUUUUUACAAUGCUUGUGUGAAUAAUUUUUGAAGAGUUUGGAUGUCUACAUUUUAUAUGACUUUAUGAAAUAAUUUUGAAUAAUCAUGUAAAUAGUAAAAUUUCGAAUAUACUGGUAAAUGCGCAAGAAACAAAUAUAAUACCCAUGUUAUUAAAAAUCAUAACGAAAGAGCGACUGUGACAAUUUUGUACAA